UUUUCUGAAAAAAAUUGUGAUAUAUUUUACUGAAAUUUCUGAAAUUUAAUCUUUGAAAAUAGAAACUGACCAUUGUUAAUUCAUAAAAUAAUGUUUGGAAUUUUAAUUUCCUUGGUUGGUCCGUAUUAAAAUAUUGCUUGUUCAUAUUUCUUCUAAUGCGAAAUCUAUAUUGUUAUGGUAAUAAAACUUAAGUAUGCUUCAGGUGGAGGAAAUAUGUUACUCACAUAAAAUUAAUCAUUGUAGUCUUUUGAAUAGUGAACGUAGUACUGUCUUAGAGUUUGACAGAGUUGACAGAGUUAAGUGCAUGUUGCGUGUAUGUCAUCUUUGGGUGAGUGGUCUUUUUUAUCUUUUUAGGUUGUGGCUGAUUAAAUGAACAAAAACAGCUUCAUUGUUACCUGCAUUACUCCUGAAUGUGAAGUUGUCAUUUAUCAUACUUCACUUUUUUCUCAGAUUGGGUUAUUGUUCCCUAAAUUAACCUGUCACUGAAAUUAACAGAACAUGAUUUUUCUACAAUGACUAAUUCAUUUAAUAUUCUUGCCAUUCAAGUAAGAAAUGUCUUCUUUUCCUAUUUUCUUAUCACUACAGUUUUCAUUUAUUUAUUUAUGUUAGAAGCGAUUCUUAAUUUUUGAUGAACAAUUUUUUUUUUUUCAUAAAUAUUUCUGAUAAACAUUGUUGAGCUGGAGGACCAUAUUACUGUUUUGUCUUAAGUAUAGUUAUUGCUGCAUCAUUUGCCGACUCUAUCUGGAGGUGGAGUUGGCAGUUUUCUAAGUUUUGUUGUUUGCUAAAGAAGGUAUUGGCAUUCUAGGUUUCGUUGUUUGCAGUUUUCAUGACUGGUGGAAAAUAUGUGCAUAAUCUCUGGUAGCCAGACUUGUAAUUUGGUUGGCUUUCAAAAAAUUGGAUAUUUUGUUCUCUGCAGCUAAAUCUUUCAUAGUGUUGAAUGGUCCUUGAUAGAUGCUUCUUUCUUGUACGUUUUACCAGCUGUUGCCAUUGAAUGAUCUUAACAUAUUUAAUAAUGUGAAAGGAUCAGUGAGCUCAUUUAUUAUUUAUUAUACACAUUCCUCUCACGUGGACUGUGUAUUUUUUUGGUUGGACUGUGUAACCUUCUUUGAAGGCAUUGUAAUGCUCUUCUUUCUGUUAAAUUAUAUGCACCUGAAAAAAAAGAAAAAAAAAAAUGUACAAUUGAUGUUCUAUAUUGAAAGCUCUCCCUUUACACGUCAUUGAUGAUUUUAGAAUGUCCUGGAAGAGGGGCUGAAAAAAUUAUUCUGAAUCUUCUCUCUUUCCAUGUCUAAUUUCCCUGUAGGCGCAACCUUGGAGAUGGUUUAACAAAUUACAAAGUCUGAACUUUUUAGAGUUCCUGUUAAAGCUGGACGUGAACCAUGAAUACAUUCUUUUUCAUUCUUUUCUUUUGUUUUCUUGUAAGGAAUUAAGUUCUUAUCUAUAGUCUAUAGAAUUUCUAUGGUACAAAAUUAUUAUUAUUAUUAUUUUAAUAUAUUUUUUAAAUUCUUCACAUUUCAAGAGGUAAUUCUGCAUAUUUUGGGCUUAGUGCAUUAUCUUUACACAGGCGGUUCCAAAGAGUGAGUUUUGCUAGGUGCAGUAGCUUGGCAGCCCAUUUUGAACUUGUCUGUAUGGCUUAAAAGUUUUCUUUUCUAACGUACUCAUGCAAUAUACAUGAACAUGUGUUUGCAUGUUGGAGAGUUGUUAGUGAGGCGAAGAAUAAUGAUUUAAUUCUUUGGAAGGUUGAAAUCUUGUAAGAAGCUUCUUAUCCUUUUUCUAUUUCUUUUUUUCUUCGUGGAGUUGCUGCCAGAUUGUUUCCAUUGUUUGCUUGCAUCUAGUUUUUUAAUAAAGUUUUUUUCCCCCUCUUUGCCUUUGUGACAUUACUGUAUGCUUUAACCAUUGAGGUUGUUUGCAGUUUAUUACAUGUUUACAUAAAGAUGCUUAAGUAAAGCUCCUGUAUGGAUGGUCUGUGAACAGUUAACCAAAAACUUUUAAAUUUGGUAUGUUAGAUAACAGGAUUCAAAAUAUUUAUUGCUGCCACACAAUAAUUUUGAUCUGCAUUGCAUCCUAGAGCUGGGUAUUCUCUUUUUUUCGAAUAAAAUAUUUAUAUGCGGAUCUUGCACAAAUAGUUGCUGCACUUAUUGUUGGUUAAGUCAUAUAAUGCUCAUUCUUGUGUUAAUUUAUGUUUGGUUUAUUUAGUCUUAAGUACCACAGCGACACCUCCCAGUCCUAGAGGUGAUUAUUGAAUUGCACUCGAACAACUUUCUUCAAUGACCAGGUACCAAAAGUUUUCUUCAUUCCCGCAUUAUGGAGGGGCAAGUCAAUUAUGAACUUAUGUUUUCAAAUGCUAUAUUCUGUGGUCAUAUGUAUAGUUUACAUAUAGCAAUUAUCAUGUGCAACAGGUCAAAUUGUUAUCAGAUAUGAUGAAACCAAAUCUGGAAACAGGAAUUAUUGGUGAUGACGGUGAAUUAGUAAAGCGAAGGAUUGCUUUCAGAUUAAAUACAUAUCGUGUGAAAAAGGCGGAGUUUCUUGAGGUUCCUUUGGGAAGCUUGGCAAGAUUUAACACUUGUUACCUUGAUGGUAGCUGCAGCAGCAUCAUUACUACUAGGAAUAAAGACUCAGGUGCUUGGAAAAUGAGGAUAAAAAACUUGCAUGGUGUUGAAUGUACGGAGGCUUUCAGUGUAUCUAUAAUACUAGGAUGGUGGAGGGAUAGAGGUUUCUGGGUCUCCCACGGAAAAAGCUAUCCUUCAUUGGGUUAGGGAUGAAGUUUGAUGCUAUGAGAUCAGAAUCUACACUUUUCCAUUUUUCUCCUUUUAAUUCCGAGGAAAACUGGGGCGGUGUCGCAAUGAAACAGGUAAUUGAUUCAUUUUGUGAUUUUAAUGCUUUUACUUUGGUGAUUUCUGAAGACUGUUGACGACUUUUUUUGUCUGCAUCUGAAGAUCUUAAAAUCUGAUUACUUAGACCUUAUAGAGUUAAUUAUUUGUUGUACACAUAUAGUAGUUAUAAGAUUGUGAUGAAGCAAUAAGGAGUACCAUCUUAGAAAGUUAAUGGUGAGAACCUUGUCUCACCAUGUCUGUUGAAACACACUGGUUUAGAUAUCUGUAAGACAAUAAUUAGUUUUAGAAUUGGAAACGUCUACACAGAAGUUCCACCCCCCCAACCCCCGCCCCCCCCCAACACCCCCUUUUAUCGGGUUGGGGAAAGGAAGAUGCUGGUUUGUUUUAGAUUGGAACAUGAUGUCUGCAUGUAAGGAAACUUUUGAGUAAUAUUUACAAAAGGUUUUUAAGCGUACCGAUGGAAUGAAGCGUUGAAGCAUUUAGUCAGUGACUGUUGUGUAAGAGUUGAUUUGGAUGAAAAUGAUAGCUCAAAUGAUACCAAUUUUGUAAAUAUUUGCUUGAAUACCUUUUUGUUGUGGAUGUAAGGACAUAUUGAUUUGAUCAAUGCCACAUUACAGGGAUGAAAUUCUGUCAAUUUUGUAUAAUGGCCUAUAU
Molecule: messenger RNA, 3485 nt
Organism: Cornus florida
Lineage: Eukaryota; Viridiplantae; Streptophyta; Magnoliopsida; Cornales; Cornaceae
Exons: 5
Coding region: 2415-2753 (112 amino acids)
Source: RefSeq, a predicted model, not a curated record